Molecule: messenger RNA, 3150 nt
Organism: Tuber aestivum (summer truffle)
Lineage: Eukaryota; Fungi; Ascomycota; Pezizomycetes; Pezizales; Tuberaceae
Source: the annotation of a GenBank genome assembly
AUACAAGUUAUCCCGAUGGCGAAACCUUUCAAAAGGUGCCCUAGAUUGUCAUAUCUUUAUCAGAUGAACAAGUGUGGUCUAGCCUCCUCCAUCCCACGCAGUCCAAAAUUGCCCCACCAACAACCCUGACGCGAGCAAUGAAUUACCGCUAACAAACCCUUUUUUCCCCCAGAAUUUCCCCCUAACCCUAACUUGAGUCUUUACCUUCCUCUUCCCUCUCUUCCCUCUCUUUCUUUUCUUUCCUUCUUUCUUUCUCUUGGACUGGUAUACCGGUAUCCCUUGCUCAAUCAAAUUCCUUUUCUCUCCCACCUCCGAUUGAUUGCAAGUAACUGUCUUUCUCUCCUUACGGUUCCUCUACAAUGUCCUCUACGGCAGCAAACCCUAAAAUCCUUGACUUCUCGACCGCUCUUAGCGUUGUAGAGAAGGAAUAUGAGAGAGAUGGCUUAGGUGUCCGUUCUCUCCUUGAUACUUCCAAGCGUGGAGGUUUAACGUGAGUUUCGUGUUCCCCCUUGCACCCCCGUUGCCUCCGUCUGCCGGGUCGAUCCGCCCUGAUCCGAUGUCCUCCCGUGAGGAUAGGUACAACGACUUUCUUAUCCUUCCGGGCUAUAUUGGAUUUCCGGCAUCCGAUGUGACCCUCGAUUCAAAAAUCACUAAGCGGAUUUCGCUCAAGCUCCCGUUGGUUUCUUCUCCAAUGGACACUGUGACUGAGGAACAGAUGGCUAUUUUCAUGGCACUUCUCGGUGGCGUCGGUGUCAUUCACCACAAUUGCACUGCUGAAGACCAAGCCGAAAUGGUGAGAAAGGUCAAAAAGUACGAGAACGGGUUUAUCUUGGAUCCUGUUGUUAUGGGUCCAAAGAACACUGUCGGGGAUGUUAGAGCAGUCAAGGAGAAGCAAGGAUUUGCUGGAAUUCCUAUUACAGGUAAGGAGCCGAACUUUCUUAGUUAGCUGCUUUCGAACAGGCUCUAUAUGAUGAUUCGAAAUCUAUCAAACUUUCGUUCAACCGUAUCGACGUAAAUCUCGUGUGGAGAACUGAAAUUAUCUGAUAAUGGCCACGCAGUAUUUUUUGCUUUCAUCUAUCAACUUUUUAGCAUGCGGGAUUUAUUGCUAAUAGUAGGCCUUCUUUAGAGGACGGCUAUCUCUACUCGAAGCUUAUCGGUAUCGUCACUAUGCGAGACAUUCAAUUCCACAAGGACAACACUACCACUCUUUCGGCGGUCAUGACCACCGAGCUACUUACCGCGCCGGAAGGGAUUACCUUGUCCGAAGCCAAUGAAAUCCUUCGCUCUUCGAAGAAGGGAAAGCUCCCAAUCGUUGACAAGGCCGGUAAUCUUACCGCACUCCUCUCCCGAUCCGACCUGAUGAAGAACCUUCACUUUCCUCUCGCUUCCAAGCGCCCUUAUAGCAAGCAAUUGCUGUGCGCUGCCGCUAUCGGUACCCGUGAGGAUGACAAGGCUAGACUAAGAAAGCUUGUCGAGGCUGGCCUGGAUAUUGUAAUCUUGGAUAGCUCCCAGGGUAACAGCAUGUACCAGAUUUCUAUGGUCAAGUGGAUCAAGGGGGAGUUCCCCAAUGUUGAUGUCAUUGCCGGAAACGUUGUUACCAGAGAACAGGCUGCAAACCUGAUUGCUGCCGGCGCUGAUGGUCUUCGUAUUGGUAUGGGGUCUGGGUCGGCCUGCAUUACCCAGGAGGUCAUGGCAGUUGGGCGCCCUCAGGCGGCUGCUGUUUACAGCAUUUGUGAGUUUGCAAGCCGUUUUGGUGUUCCUUGUAUCGCAGACGGAGGCAUUCAGAACGUUGGCCAUAUAGUAAAAGGCCUUGCUCUUGGCGCCAACACUGUCAUGAUGGGCGGCCUCUUGGCUGGAACGACCGAGUCACCUGGCAAGUACUUCUUGAGCGCUGAGGGUAAGCUUGUCAAAGCCUACCGUGGGAUGGGUAGCAUUGAUGCGAUGGAGAGCACGAAGAGUGGGGAUAAUGCUGCUACUGGAAGGUAUUUCUCUGAGGGUGACAAGAUCCGGGUUGCUCAAGGAGUAAGGUACGUCAUGGAGUUUCUCUAUCGGUAAUGCCGGGUUAUAACAAACUGAAUAUAGUGGUUCUGUUUUGGAUCGCGGCUCGGUAACGAAGUUUGUCCCAUACCUUCAAGCUGGCCUUCAGCACUCUUUCCAAGAUAUUGGGGUUCGGAGUGUUUCUGAGCUUCAGCAAGCCGUCAAAGACGGCAUUGUACGCUUCGAAAUCAGAACUGUCUCUGCUCAGGCCGAAGGGAAUGUUCAUGGAUUGCAUGAUUUUAGCAAGAAGCUGUAUUCGUAGACUGUGUUUAUUAUGUUUUCCUAUAAUCACUUCAUUUGGGGUUUGCGGUGUAUCUCGGGUUGGGAUCAAAAGAACUCUUUUUUUUUUUUUUUUUUGUUUCGGGAGACGGAUGAGGGCUGAGCGUUACUCUCAAAGCUUGCGCGAACUAAGUGCUAGUGGGUCCCCUUGAAGUUUAUUUUUGCCGCGAUGGUAACCAAUUAUACUGUACACAGGAGCAUCUAGUCUCAUGUAACUGGACAAGCCAAGCCUCGUGUCUAGCUCGGAUCACUACUGGAACACUGGACCGCAUCUACAAAUAUAGUGAUUCGGCCUGGUGGUAUGUGUUUUCAACGACAUCCCGGUUCUGAGCGCAAUUGAGCUUAUUCGACCUAACCUCUUGCACUCUAACAAAUGCACCCAAGCCCACUCGUUUUUGCACAUUCAAGAAGGUCAACCGAUACUGCUGUUUUUGUUCCCCAUUGGUUUUAGGGUAUGAUACCUGUUUGUCAUCCCUCGCCUCGCCUCUGUUAUGACUCUAUUUCUUUGUAGAAAUGAAUAGAUAAAUAAUAGACAAAUAGUUAGGGGACUGGGCUGACAGUCCCUAGUCGUUAUAUAUCAUGGCUUCCAUCGUGCACCCUGCGUCCCUCAAUGCAUAUAGGGCGGUGUGGUUGGCGGUAGGUAGCGGGAUCCGCCGUAAUACAGAGGGAGAUAGGGGACAUUUUCGGGCCCAUUCUGUCAACUGGGAGACGGACGGUGUGGUACUCCAAGAAUCCCGCAUGGGUGAGCUUGUGAUUGGGAAAGUGAGGUUAUGUAAGUAGGGUCGAAGCUUCAUUUGGUUGUUUGUAUCAUGGAAAUCCAAUCUUUAGGAGUAC